This is a messenger RNA of Malaya genurostris, 5706 nucleotides long. RefSeq names its product elongation of very long chain fatty acids protein 6 (gene Baldspot). Gene Ontology annotation, biological process: fatty acid elongation, monounsaturated fatty acid; fatty acid elongation, saturated fatty acid; fatty acid elongation, polyunsaturated fatty acid. The record is from RefSeq and is a predicted model, not a curated record. The transcript is spliced from 4 exons. Gene Ontology annotation, cellular component: endoplasmic reticulum membrane. Gene Ontology annotation, molecular function: fatty acid elongase activity. Bases 543 to 1475 code for a protein of 310 amino acids. NCBI's taxonomy places the organism in Eukaryota, Metazoa, Arthropoda, Insecta, Diptera, Culicidae.
GUUUGAGGAACCGUCUGCGAGCAACGAAUUUCUCCCGUUUCUUCCGACGUUGAAAGUGAUCGCGUGUGAUAUAACGCGCGUUCGUCUGACAAGACGAAGAGGAAAAAAAAUCACGACUAUUUCUCUCUCUUCUCCAUAUCGAAGCAUAAUUACUCUCUUGGAGAUUCCUUGGAUUGGUCGGAACGUGAAAUCGAUUUAUGAAACAUUGGUGUGAUUUCUGAAAGGCCGAAUAGUUUCGUAAAAUUUUGCUCCGACCGAAAGUUGCAUUUGUGCGUUUAGACCUUCGGACACCGGUUACGACGACUAGCAGUAGUCCGUAACCGGCAUGAGAAAAGGGAAAGAAAUAGUCUAGUUCGUGUCAAGCGGGGGUAGUCAUUAAAUCCAUAGUCGUGCUUAAAUUUCAAAUAUAAAGUGAUAUAAAAUAGUUCAAUCGUUGAGGAAAAGUUAAACAACAGCGCCAGCUAGUGAGUGUUACCAAAAAAUAGUAUAAUCAGUAAAAUAAGAUACACCCAACACGCACCCCAAAGGCAGCCAAAGCAAACAUGAAUGUCGAGAUCACACCAAACUACUCCUACAUCUUCGACUUUGAGAAUGAAUUCAUUCACCAGGAUACACGUGUCUGGAUGGUCAAGAACUGGACCUACGUGUUCUACUAUUGCGGAAUCUAUAUGGCUGUGAUUUUCGGAGGGCAACAUUUCAUGCAAAAUAGACCAAGAUUCGAACUACGAGGGUUGCUAGCAAUAUGGAAUACACUAUUAGCAAUGUUCAGCAUAAUGGGUGCCUGCCGGACAGCUCCCGAGCUUGUACAUGUGCUACGGCAUUACGGCCUCUUCCAUUCCGUGUGUGUGCCUAGCUUUAUCGAACAUGAUCGCGUCAGUGGUUUCUGGACGUGGCUGUUCGUACUAUCCAAACUUCCCGAGCUCGGUGAUACGGUGUUCAUCGUCCUGAGGAAGCAACCGCUAAUCUUCCUGCACUGGUACCACCACAUCACUGUCCUGAUGUACUCGUGGUUCUCGUACACCGAAUAUACCGCCUCCGCCCGUUGGUUCAUCGUGAUGAAUUACUGCGUCCAUUCGGUGAUGUAUUCGUACUAUGCGCUCCGGGCCUUGAAUUUCAAGCCUCCUCGUUCGAUUGCCAUGGUGAUAACGGCACUCCAGCUCACUCAGAUGGUUGUAGGAUGUGCGAUAAAUAUUUGGGCUCACGGAUUUCUGCAAACAGCCGGUAAGGGUAGCUGCAACAUCUCGGAGAUGAACAUCAAACUGUCGAUCGCUAUGUACGCUAGCUACUUUGUUCUGUUUGCUCGAUUCUUCUACAAGACCUACCUUUCGACGAACGCACGCAAAGGCAAACGAUCAGCAAAGACUAUUUCAGGCGGCAGCAGCAGUACUGUCGAGUAUACCAGCAAACUCAUCAGCGCGCCCAUCAGUGCCAACUUGUCAAAGACAGCACAAACCGACAAAGUCAAAGCACAGUAAGAAGUGUUCGGAUUGCACAUUCGCAAUGUUAUGCACACCACAAACGUGAAAGACACGUCAAAGAAAUCAAAUUUCGUAUGAAGGAACUCAGUUUUGCUGUUGCAGUCACCACCGUUGUCGUGGUUAUUCUGUUACCACUUGCGUAGACAAACCUUUCAGUUUAGGCAACACAAAAAUGGUGAAGCUGGUCCGGUAAACUUUUUCCUUUUUUCAAUUAUUAUUUUUAUUUUUGCUACCAAAAUUUACAACCGAACAAAAAACUACACAGCCAAUGAUCAAGACAAGUAGUAGCUGGUUAAACAUGAUCACAUCAGCGCUAUUAUUAGGAAGUGGAUUGAACGAAGGAAAUGUGGCUCUCAGAAUGAACAUACGGGAUGUAGGAGUAAUCCAGAAUAUAUUAUGUUAGGGUAAAAAUAGGCAUUUUUCAAUCAUGAGUGCGUAGUCAGGUGAACGAAGGAUUAGUACGUGAGAAACCAUAGAGCAGAGGAAAGUGGAAGUAAGACAUACGGGUGUUUAUAAAACCACUACCGAACAAUAUGUGUAGUGGUAGUCCCAGUUAGAGAUUAUGAUUUAUUGUCAAGAGCACUGAAAUAAGAGUUGGUAUAUUUUUUAUUCAUCUCUCGUAAUGAGAGUCAAGCAUGUAUAGAAUAAAUGUUCUUUGAAUGAAAGUUGUCGCUACAUCCUGACCCAUGUCAAGCAAAUAAUUUUUUUUUCUUAUAAGAUUCAUUUAAGUUUUUUAGCGUUUUUUUAGAGACAGAAAGACUUUGCUGCUUAGUCAGAGGACUCGCGCUUGUAGCAAACAGUGAACAUCUUCAACGGUGCUGUGCUUCAAUGGUAAGCUGCUCAAAUUUCUGUUGUUUAUCAGCGAAGGCACAACAUUCUAGAUUAACGCAACUUUUUUCAACAGAAAACAAAGGCUAGAAGUAGUUGAAAGUCUAGGGGCUAUACACUUUUGCUGAGCAAACGUGGGAAUAAAAGUUUUGCUAAUAUUUGUAAUAAACAGGAUAGUAUUUUUUGUCGAUUGGAAUUGCGGUUUGUACUCAUAUCUCGUCAGUUUUCAAUAGUUUCAAUAGGUAACAAACUUCGGUUAUGGAAAAUUUACCCCACCGGGGUCAAUAUCCUGAUAUAUUUAGUUAUGAGUUAUGAGCAAAUUCAAUACCUCCACCGGAUGAUUCAAUAUUCAUUCCAAAAUUAUUUUUAAAGUAUAAUGGAAAUAUUUUAAAUGGCUUCAUAUAAAUCACGAAAUUUCAUGCAAAAUUGAGAUUUUUUGUCACGGUAUCUUGCCUCUUGGUAUGACGUUAUGACAAAAUCUUCUUAAGAUUUCUGUUCGACUCUAGACAGUUAUUAUUAUCUGGUAGAAAUGGAGCUAGCAUCAUCGCGCAAGACGUUGAGCUUAGCUAAAGAAAUUUAGGUUUUGUUUGAGUAUUUAGUGAAAUCUUUGAACAAACUAGCUCGGGAAUUUUUGAAUUUUUCUUUUAAUUUUAAUUUACAAAAUACCAAUGUUUUUAAAGAUCCACAAAUAUUCGUGUCGUUUCAAGCCUUUUACUUAACUUAACAAAAGAUGUAAAAUUACCAUAUGAAGUUUUUUCUUGGUGUAGCCUUACAUCCAGGAAACUUCAUGUACCCGACCCCUGACCUAGGUUAGUAGUAAAUUAGUCGAACAGGUUCCGCCUUCUAAUGGGUCCUAUCUUCAUUAACAAUUUCACAAUUUGAAAUUGACCCUUUAAUUGUGUUUUGAAGAUCUUUUAUCUUUGAUUUGAUUUUAAAAUCUUCAAAAGGUCAACUUGAAAUUUGGACUCGAAUUUAAUUUGAUUUUCAUUCAAAAUUCUUUCAUUAUUGAAAUCUGAAAGCAAAAGAAAUAGGGUUUGUACCUCGACGAAAGACGAAGUGGUUAAAACCGAGAGUGAAUGAAUCACACAUGCAUAUAGGGUUUUUUGAAAGUACACAGUUGUAGUGUUGAUAUUUUUUCAACUUGGUAUUACACUUUUUUUAAUUUAAUUUGACCAUUUUGUAUACAAAGACUUCACAAAAGAUUCUAAAUGAAAAAUCACACAGUUGCAUGAAUUGUGUGCCAUUAUAUUGACACUGUUUACGACAAUUGAUUUGUAAGACCAUUGUCAUAUGCAUUGAAUCAUAAAUCCACGCGAGAAAAAAAAACAGACAUUAAAGUUAUUUCCAUUCGAAGUUUAUGUUCCGGAUAGUUGAGUCAUAGAACUGUUUCUUAUUCAAGUAAACUAUAACUUUAUAACUAUAGCACUGGUAGACGGAGCUAAAUCGGGCCGUUUUUAAGAAAUUGAAAAAAAUAUCCAUUACAAUUGGGUUUUUACCCAAGUCAUCCCUGUCGUUAUGUAGAUUCAACAUUCAACUACAAUUCCCAAUUUGUGAUUUGGAAAAAUAUGCAUUAGUUUUUGUAGCAAGUCGCGCAGAAGUGACCAACCUAAAAUCCAAAAAUUCUGGUCUGUCUAUCACUUGAAAGCGCGUUUACAAUGGCAAUUCAUGAAAUGAAAUAAUUGCAGGUUUAUAAGAUCUUUAGGCAGUCCGGUUUAAUUCCGUGUCCGGUCUAACCCCUAAAACUCCCUGUAUAGGCGCCUGGUUACUAGUAAAUUUUGCAAUUUUAGAUUUUUUUCCACAGAAAUUUCGUAAAGUUGAAAGGCAGGAACGAAUGUUCUAAUUUUCUGCAACAUUAUAGGUCAACCUUUUUUCUAAUAUUUUGCUAAUCGGGAAUAAUUUUCCGAUGAAUUCGACCUUGGGACGUCGCUCAAUAUUGCUGAAAUAUGACAAUUAAUAUGGAACAGUGUUUAUUAGAUACAUGAUAUCAGUGGGCAAAGAAUUGACAGCGAAAUCUAUUGAAACAAAAAAAUCAUAAACGAUUUGAAAUAUCUACGUUACUUUUAUAGUAUCUUCAGCAUUUCAUUUUUUUUUAUUUGCUAAACUCCAUAAAAAGUUUUGAAUUUUCUGAAAGUUAUGAAAACUGCACGCCCGUAAGUCCGGUGAAUGUAUGUAAAACUCACAUCAACCUUUCGAUUGUGCUUUAACAAAAACUUUGAAAUUUGUUGAGUCACGAACAAUAAAAUUUCCACGUGAUCUCUGCAGCGCUUAGUUUUGUUACUACUACAUGCUAUUUCAUGUAAAUAUCCUAGCCUGUUUCAUAAUUCUAGUAGACAUAGGAUCAUCCUAACCCGGUGUAACCAAUUGCUUGAAGGAAAAUGCUGAAAUUGAGUAGGAACCGAUCCCACAAAAUCAAAUUCUAAAUAAAAUAAAAUUAUGUUAAGCGAAUGUAUAAUACAAAUCCAUAGCUCAUCCCGUCCCGAUUAUGGAAGCUGUUUAAAAAAAUGCAACGUCAUUCGCCUUAAGAUAACGAGCAUUCAGGUAAAUUGGCGAAAGUUGCAAUGAAUGCAUUCGCAGCUAGUUGUAGUAAUAAAAAAUGCGUUUCACGUUUACCCCUUCAUAGCAGAUAAUUUAAAGUUGCGAAUUAAAAAGAAUCGAAGAACAGGUGCUGGGGAAAUACGGUUAUUUAACUUACUUUAAAAGAAGUGCUAAAGCAAUAAUCCAUUGUAAAUAUUGUGUAUUCUAUGCUUUCGCUAACAUUUUCGAGUUAUUCUAGUUUCUCUCAAUAUCCUAAUACGAACGCUACCUUAAAGUACAUUCCUUCGCGAUGUGUCAUUGAACUAAAAGGAUAUAAGGGUACCAAUGGCAGCAUUUAUACGAUAAACACAAACACAUAAAAUUGGGCGUUGAACAAUGGUAACGCAUCUACAUGACAAUUUUUGUUAGAGGUAACAACAAAUUGUUUGAACAAAUUACUAGGAGUGUGUUUUUUUUCGCAGGUUAUGUUUGAGGUGUGUAGCACAUAAGCUUCAAAACACACAAACUAUUUAUUAUUACAUACAAAACAAUUUCAUCAUACUUCGCUACAUUCGUAACUAUCACAACAAGGUGGUUGAUUGAUAAUAAUAUAACAAUGAAAUAGGAAGGAAAAUGUUAACAAAAUAUGGUUCAUUACUAGCAGUGGUAUAGAAUCCUACAUAUAGAUGGUAAAUACAACAAAGUGAAACAUAAAAAUGAGAUAGAAUUAGCAGCUAUAGCGAAAAAAAAUUGAAAAGUUCUAAACAUGGUUUGUAUAUUUUCAUUCAUUACUUAUGUGCGAUGCAACAAUGCUGGUAAGGAAAACAACAAAUUUACUGCAAACUAUUCGUUUUGUAUCAAAAUACAUUUACUGAAAAUGAGACAA